Molecule: messenger RNA, 3878 nt
Organism: Carassius auratus (goldfish)
Lineage: Eukaryota; Metazoa; Chordata; Actinopteri; Cypriniformes; Cyprinidae
Product: limb region 1 homolog-like protein
Exons: 16
Coding region: 306-1781 (491 amino acids)
Biological process (GO): signal transduction; receptor-mediated endocytosis
Cellular component (GO): plasma membrane
Molecular function (GO): transmembrane signaling receptor activity
Source: RefSeq, a predicted model, not a curated record
UAGAUGGAGUCUAGAUUCAUUGAGGGACAUAAGCACGGUGACUCGAAGAGUUUCACAGAGUUUAUCGUUUCCCUUUUUAGCAGGUGGAAGAUAAUUAAAAUAUAAUUUAUCCACCUCACUGAAGCAAAACAGGACUAGUUCGUUGACUUCGUGAUUUCAGCUAGAGAAACCGCGAUGCGUUUGGAGGUGGAAAGCGUCCGUUCGCUUUAACGCGACACAAGUUUCCACGUAGGCUGUUAUCUUCUCGGAUACUCAAAUGUUUUACAACUUAUAACAGCGAACACGCCAAGACAUGGUUUCAAAGUAUGGAAACAGAAGACGUGACGGUUAGAGAGCAACUAUUUCACAACCAAGUCCGAGAAACCAUUAUUUGCGUGCUGCUUUUCAUUUGCCUCUACAUCUUGUCGCACUUCAUUCUCACUCACUUCAAGAAGAAUGCCGAGUUUGUCGCUGAUGACAUUGAGGAUGCCACUGUCAACAAAAUUGUGUUGCGGCUGUGUACAUUCACACUCUCUGUGGCCGUAUGUGCAGUACUGCUUCUGCCCAUCUCCAUCCUGUCCAAUGAAGUCCUUCUCAUGUUCCCACACAGUUACUACAUGCAGUGGCUCAAUGGCUCGCUCAUCCGUGGCUUGUGGAACCUAGUCUUCUUAUUUUCAAACCUUUCAUUGGUCUUCCUCAUGCCGUUUGCCUAUUUCUUUACUGAAUCAGAAGGAUUUACUGGGUCCAAAAAGGGCAUUAUGGCGCGGGUCUAUGAGACCGCCGUGAUGCUGCUGCUCCUCAGUCUGCUGGUGCUGGGCAUUGUGUGGGUGGCAUCAGCCCUCCUCCAUCACAAUUCCGCACGUGAGAGUCUUUAUGACUUGUGGGAAUAUUACCUUCCCUAUCUUUAUUCUGGAAUCUCACUUUUUGGAGUUCUACUGCUUUUGUUGUGCACACCCUUUGGGCUUUCACGGAUGUUUAGCAUCACUGGGAGCUUAUUGGUCAAACCUCGGUUGUUGGAGAACCUAGAAGAGACCAUGAACUGCACAGUGUUUGAAGAGGCCUCUCUGUCCAGGAAGUUGAAAAGUAACACCUUCUGUUGGAUGAGUGCAAACCCAGAGUCCAUCAACACUGAGUUUUUGAGUGUGCAGUCCAAACGCAUUGCUUUAGAGUUGAGGAAAAGAGCAUCUCCAUGGCAGCGCAACCUGGGAUACCCAGUGGCCAUGCUGCUGCUUUUAGCUUUAACUGCCGUGUCUGCGCUGAUGGUGUGUUUCCAUGUGCUUGAACUGCUCUUCGAUGAGUCUGCUAUGCCUAGAGGAAUGGAGGACCCUCACUUGGGCCGUGCAUCAUUCUCUAUGUUCGGUUCCCUGGGAGCUGCAGUGCAGGUGGUCAUCAUCUUGUAUCUCAUGGUCUCCUCGGUCGUCGGCUUCUACAGCUCUCCACUCUUCACCGGUUUGCUGCCACGUGCACAGGACACAACCCUCACACAGAUUAUAGGGAACUGUGUUUCUCUUGUGAUACUCAGUUCAGCCUUGCCUGUUUUCUCCCGCACAUUGGGAAUCACAAGGUUUGAUCUGCUUGGAGACUUUGGACGGUAUAACUGGCUUGGCAGUUUCCACAUUGUUUUCCUGUACAACAUGCUUUUUGCUGGACUCACAUCCGCCUGCCUCAUCAACACAGUCACAUGGGCCUUGCAAAGAGAACUCAUCCGUGCCUUUGGUCUCCACAGACUGCCUCGGACUGUGUCUCGAUCAACCAUCCCCCUUAAACUCCUCCUAGCCAAUGGACUCUCAAAGAUUCAUUGAAGAGCGAUCAGCUUUUUGAUAUAUAAUUGACUUUUGAAGCCCUUUACCUUCUGGAGAAGGUUCUGGCUCCCAGUCUGUGGAUUUCUCCAACUGGACCAGUGCUAUUUUUAGUCCGUUUUAAAGUGUAUUAGCCACCAAAGCUGUUGGAUAACAUUUGUUGACCGAUGGGUACUCCUAAGUGGGAUCCUACAACUGCAGGUUUAUGCAUAUUCAAUCAUAUUACUGCAUUUAAUAAAGGGAUGUCAAAUCACUGGACACCUUGAACAAUCAGCAUAUGAAAAAUGAACAAUGGUUACAGAGGACAUGCAUCCAGACAGGAGAGCUAUUUCAGAGGAUGACAUCACGGCCAUGUCUGCGUUUCCUUUUCCUGGUGGUGGAACGAGAGUGUUGAGUCCUGUCCUGGUGGGCCCCCCCACGCUUUCCCCUUGUAUAACACUAUUUUUAGUGUCAUUCACUGAAUUCGGUUACUGUGGGUCAUUACUGCACUGGCAUUGGAAGACCAGUCUGACGGGGGUUUGUCUGCUUUUAAAUGAAGUGAAGAACCUGAGAAAAGGGAUGAAAGUGGAAAAAGUGACAGUGAUCUUAGAGAUGAUGUUCAUUGUGAGGAAACAAAUGGGGUUCUAGCUUGUAAAAUACACUAUUGUAGAGAUUAGGUUUUAAAAUGUAUGUUUAAAAAAGAUGGCUGACUCUAAUUUCAGGCCAAGACAACUGUGAAUGUAUAACUUUUUUGGUUAUAUUUAAUAAGUGAAUUGUUUUAAAGUGCAAUAUUGUAUUAUGAAACGGUGUCACAAUUAUGCAAAUAACUUAACUUCCUAUCAAAAACAAAUGGUGUUUGGCUCAAUUAAGAACACCUAGUUCGGGCAAUAUGGUUAGAGUUUGGCUAGUUUAUAAGUUAUGUGUUGAACUGUGUAGAGGGACAAUCAACGCACAUGAGCAUUUCCUGUUUCACAGACAAUACGUUGCUGUGAUUUCAUAAAUGUAGACUUUUUGAUUUAAUAAUUGCUCGUUUUAUAUGGAGCAGUAUUGUGGUGUACACAUGUUGAUCCAGCUGUUGUUUAUUCUUUUGUAUGAUUCUGUUAUUUAUGAAUUUGUUUCUAUAACAGCAUAUUUUUUAAACUUCCUUCAAGCGGUGGCCAGUAGAGGACAGUAUGCCACAAAUCCAUCAUUACAACAUCUCUGUAAUUCGUUUUUUUUUUCUCACCCAUAUUUUAAUAACAUUUUAUUUUUCAAUAGACCCCACUGAUGAUAUUUGAGAUAUUUUUCAAAUUUUAGUUUGUAUUCAUACAGGUUUGUAACAAUGUGGAUGAACUAUCACUUUAAGUUUUUUUUCUAUUCUCACAAAAUGCAUUUUUUGCUGCUCAGAAAAACUGGAUUUCUGAUGACAGACUGUCAGUCCUGCAUUACUGGAUCAUAUAUGGAUGUUUGUUUUACUUCCCUAGUAGAUUGAACAAAUUACUCAUUUUCCAAAAAAAAAAAAAAGAAUUGCUGACAUUGAACAAAUUACUCCUUUUUCAAAAAAGAAAUUGCUGACAUUUUAAUAGUUCGUUUGAAAAAUCCAGCUGCAUCCUUUAAUGUUAGCAACUGUGACAAACCAUUUCUCCUCAUUCCCUUCGAAGUGCUGAGAAAAGAACAAUAAAUGUGUUUACAUCUGUUUUUCCAACCAAUGUGUCAUCUGUGAGUCAUUUUGAACCCAUUUUUGGUUCUGGAUCUGUUAAAGACUUCUCCAUAGAGGUCAGCAUACAUUUCUUGGCAUCUGAGCACCUGACCACUGCUCUGAUGGCGCCGUGGUGGUUAUGUUUAGCUCUGGUGUUAGUGUGCCUGUCUGUCUAUACAUCUUCCCCCAGCUGUCCCUCUGCCCAUAGCUGGCCAGCUUUAAUCAGGGUCUUUAUUUUGCCCCAGGUCUGUCAGCAGGCCUGCAGAGACGCCUACUGCCCCAUCCUGUGCUUUCCCUUCACGGAUGCCCAUGACCGAUAAAAUCCCUACAUCAUCAGGAGCGUGCUAGCCACUCGCUUUCACCCCCCACCCUUAUAUCGUCCAUCCGUUUUCCUUGAGUGUUCAUAUCCUUUUCCUUUUGUCUUUUCUCUUAAAAAAAAAAAA